AUGGGGCGCUGGACCGAGGCGGCGGCGGCGGGCGGCGGCGCUUCGGCUGCGAGCUCGGCAGGGCCCCCGUGCACUCCCCUUCCCCUCCCGGCCUCCUCCCCCGGCGGCGCGGCCACCAUGGCGUUCAGCGAGGAGGACGGCUCCAACGGCGGCGCCUCGGAGGCCAGCGAGGAGAGGGAGGCCCCCGGCCGGAGGAGGCGGCUGGGCUGGGCGGCCACCGCCUGGCUCACCUUCUACAACAUCGCCAUGACCGCGGGGUGGUUGGUUCUAGCUAUUACCAUGGUGCGUUUUUAUAUGGAAAAAGGAACACACAAAGGUUUAUAUAAAAGUAUUCAGAAGACACUUAAAUUUUUCCAGACAUUUGCCUUGCUUGAGAUAGUCCACUGUUUAAUUGGAAUUGUACCUACUUCUGUGCUUGUGGCUGGGGUCCAAGUCAGUUCCAGAAUCUUUAUGGUGUGGCUCAUUACUCAUAGCAUAAAACCAAUCCAGAAUGAGGAGAGUGUGGUGCUUUUUCUGGUCGCGUGGACUGUGACAGAGAUUACUCGCUAUUCCUUCUACACAUUCAGUCUUCUCAACCACUUGCCAUACUUCAUUAAAUGGGCCAGAUAUAAUUUUUUUAUCAUCUUAUAUCCUAUUGGAGUUGCCGGUGAACUUCUCACAAUAUACGCUGCCUUACCACAUGUGAAGAAAAGUGGAAUGUAUUCAAUAAGACUUCCUAAUAAAUACAAUAUCUCUUUUGACUACUAUUAUUUUCUUCUUAUAACCAUGGCCUCAUAUAUACCAUUGUUUCCACAGCUCUAUUUUUACAUGUUACGUCAAAGAAGAAAGGUGCUUCAUGGAGAGGUGAUUGUAGAAAAGGAUGAUUAA
Pipistrellus nathusii (Nathusius's pipistrelle) is the source of this 867-nucleotide messenger RNA. The record is from the annotation of a GenBank genome assembly. Lineage: Eukaryota; Metazoa; Chordata; Mammalia; Chiroptera; Vespertilionidae.